CUUCCAGUUUCCAGUCGAGCACCGCGCAUACAUGUACAGACACGAACGUGCACCUACAUACUGACACAUACGAUGUAGCCAAACAUACACACAUGUACAGAUACAGUACGUCAUACAACACACAAUCACGAGUCGUACUCGUAAACACCAUGGACUCGUUCUGAGUGGUUUUUUCUGUUCCAAUGCCAUUGCCUUUUAUAUUAUUAGUGAGUCCGUAUAUAACUGCGUGGAAUCGAGAGCCCCGAAAAAACAUCGCGGAGUAUAUUGUACACAGAGACGGAACGGAGGCAUCGUGAUUCGUGCUUGGCUGCAAACACAGCACAAACGUCCAUCGAUUCUGCAAAGUGCGCGCGUGUUCGUAGCCGUAUAUAGUUACCAAAAAUUAUGAAAAUCGAUUUCCACGAAGGCAGCUGCUACUACUCGUCGUUUUGUAAAGGACGCAGUGAUAUUAUUUCGCAGGCAUCCUACGAUAUAACAGCAUUAUCGAGAGCGGCAGCAUUUCGAAAACGAAACAACACACGACUGUGAUGCAUUUCAUAAGUAAAUGGCACAUAUAGAUAUAUAGCGCUUGUACACGUACAGAUAAUCUCGUCGUCGUCGACACUGUGACCGUGUAUUGGAAAAUUGUACAUAAAAUGUAUAGAUUAUUUAUGUACGAGUGUAUCUUUGUGGCUACUAAAUAUACAGUGCUCGUGUAAACAGUUCGUAAUCUGGAUGUUCUUUGCCUCUCGAAGGAAAAAUAUCGUGAUCGUGACGCAGCAAUCACAUUGGCUUACUACUACCGAGCACUUUAUUACCAACACGCAUAUCUUUUAACAACGUUAUAUUUUAUAUGUGAAUAUUAUAUGUAUAUUAUUAUGACAUAUAGAUAUAUGUAUGUACUACACGCACGUACACACUGACGCGCAUUGACGUGUUAUUUUAUGCAGCAGCAGUAUAUACAUUUUUUAUGUAUAUCAUAUAUGUACACACAUACAUCGACACUUGGAGAGGUACUGUGUCUCAUUCACGAUCAUAUUAAACUGAAUAUACGUGUAACGACGGAGGAGUGAGGACACGCGACGACGACAAGUACCGAGCACACGGCACACGACCAUCGAAUCAGCAACGAAUUUGCAAAGCUAUUAUUUAUUCUCAUUUCAUUUUUCAAUAAUAAUUAUACGUUUCGAAACUGCUCGGCUUAAUAGCACACGUGCGAGCUGUGACAGCUUGCCCAAAACAAACUUAGUAUGGCCAAUGUUGAUGGUGGAAGAGAACAAGUGACAAUACCUAUAUCUGUGAAUAAUGGAACCGCAGUGGUUGAAAGUGGUAAUCAACAAAAUGCACCAACAGAACCAGUAAAUCAAACUGCAAACGAGCAAACACCUGAACCCAAUCCAGCUCCACGUUUAAGCUUGACCUUAGGAUUCAAUUUCAAUCCAAUGCAAGAUUCUAGGCGAAUCAUUGCAAACAACCUAUCAACGAUAGGUGGAGAAAUAAGUCCACUUAUCAACUUAUCCAGAUCUAGACCAGCAUUAUCGUUGCAGGAAUGGCUUAAUCCAACUCAUCAGAGGCUAGCUCCAAUACAAGCCCCACCACCAAAUAAUAAUGAGCAAACUAAUCAUGUGGUCAUAAACAUUGAUCCUCCAGUGGAUGAACAUGAAUCUUCACAAAAUUCAAAUAGUCCUUCUCAAACAUUUUCAGAUAAUUUUGACCCUAACACUCCUAGAGAAAAUGAUGAAAAUAAUCAAAAUAAUAUAAAUAACAAUAACAAUAAUGAAUCCAAUGAUCCAAAUGCACCGGUAACCUUGACAGCCGAAACUAGAAUACUUCAAAAGAAUAUUGAAAGUUGCAUCUCAUUUUUACUCAUUAUUCUAACCAAAUUUAUAUAUGAUAAUGGCGCAGAACUUUUGAACUUUGUAUUACUAGUUGUUACUUUUAUACAAGCAAAUAAUGAUUUGAAAAGAGAAAUUUUGAAACAAAAGAAUCGAAGUCUGUUAUCACUAGUUGGAAUUCUAUGUUAUAUUACUGGAUGCUUUAUUUUCAUUGAUUUUGUGUUCAAAGAACCAAUAUUUUAUUUAUAUAAAUCACCAGAAACCAUCGCACAGCUAUUAUGGACUGUGGCUAUAUCAGAUUUUGUAUUAAAACUGAUUACAGUGGCAAUUAAAGUUCUGUUUACCUGUCUACCAGAAAAAAUUGUGCCUUUCCAGAAGAGAGGAAGGUUUUACUUGGUGAUGGAAGCUACAUCUCAAUUAUAUCGUAAUGGUUCACCUGUAUAUUUAUGGUUACAGUAUUUAAGUUUUGUUUAUGAUGGUCCUCACAAAGUGUUAGCAAUUGUUUUGUUUGUUAUGUAUGGCAUUUACAAAACAAGGGACACUAUGUACUAUUUCAAACAUUUCUGCAUAGCAGUGGGAAAAAUGUUACAAAAUGUGAGUUUGGGAACAUGUCCAUCGAAAGAGCAAAUAGUGGCUUCUGGAGGAAGUUGUGCAAUCUGCCAUGAAGAGUACACAUUACCUGUUAGACUAAGUUGCAAGCACAUUUUCUGUGAAGGAUGCGUUACUACUUGGUUGGAUAGAGAAAAAUCAUGCCCGCUGUGCAGAGCAUCUAUAACGGAUGAUCCAAUUUAUCGAGAUGGUCAUACAACGCAUUUUGUUCAAUUAUACUGAAGAUUUAUAUAUUAAAUGAAAAGCAUUUUCGGUAUAAGAUAUGAAUAAUUAAACGAAGAUAUAUUGAUAAUUUUUUACCAAAAUAUAAACACCAGGUGGUCUGACCUAAAGAAAUGAUAAAUUGGUGUGAAGGAAGCUUUAAAUGUAACUGAAAAUAAUUUUCAUUGAAAAUCAAUCAAGGUAUUUCUAACAGUUAUUAACAUAAUUGCUUAGUUAACUAAACUUAAGUGUUCACAAAUUAAUGUGCUUUGUAACUAAGUUUUUUUUAAGAUUCGUAGCUUUAAAUUUCUUCCAUUAAACCUGUUACUAUGAGUGCUAAUAACUAAAUUAGAAUAAUACUAGCAAAUAAUAGUUUCAUAUUUUGUAAAAAGAUAUAAUUUUUUAUUCGUGAUUCAAUUUAAUGCUUUUAUGAGGGAGAAUUUAUUUAUGAAGCUAUAAAGCAUUUAGAUUUAUCGAAUAAAUUUUUAUAAAUGUAUAAAGUCUUAGCUUUCGUGAACUGUACAGAGAUGAGUGAGUGGUGCAGCCGCUUUUGAUUUGAUAAAUGAUCUCGGCGUUACUGGUUGUUGUUAAAAGUCAUCAGUAAAUCAUUAUUUCAUUCAAUGUAAGGUACUUACUUGACAAGAGGUCUGUAAGUCAUAUAACUAAGCUGUAUCCGAUUUUUUAAACUUUUUAUGAAGCAGUCCUGUAUAUUUGUACAUAGUUACUUGACAGAAUUUGUAGAAUCAAUAAUUUUUUUUUUUCAAAAAUUAUUUUGUUGAAAUCAAGUUUAUUUUAUUAUAAAUAAAGUUACAUUCGCAUUUUGUAAACUUUUUACAAAAGUAGUUGGUUAAAAUUAAAAUCUACAUAUUAAGCUUUCUUUCGGUUAGAAAAUUGAUUUAAAGUCAAUUAAAACAUCUUCACUAUGUAUUGAGGUAUGAUUUACUAAAACCUUACCUGAAUAGCAAUAUAAUUUAAACCUAAUUCAAUAAAUUUAAAAAUCUAUUGUAUGAAUUUAUGACAAUAAACUAUAAGAACAUAUGAUUUCAAUUACCAUAAA
Molecule: messenger RNA, 3681 nt
Organism: Trichogramma pretiosum
Lineage: Eukaryota; Metazoa; Arthropoda; Insecta; Hymenoptera; Trichogrammatidae
Gene: Rnft2
Product: RING finger and transmembrane domain-containing protein 2
Exons: 5
Coding region: 1230-2645 (471 amino acids)
Biological process (GO): positive regulation of ERAD pathway
Molecular function (GO): ubiquitin protein ligase activity
Source: RefSeq, a predicted model, not a curated record